CCAUGGCCGAUUUCCCGCCUAUAUAUAUUUCUCUCUGCCCUAAUUCUCAAUUUCAUCACCAAUCAAUUAUCUUCUCUCUGUCACAACCAUGGCCGCCUCCAGAUUCUUCAUUCUUCUUGCAUUCUUGCUGCCGGCAUUCAAUUUCGCCGUCGCCAGAGUACUGACGCCGGCGCCGGAAAGCCCAACGGUCUUCAAAUUCAAAUACCACAACGGUAAACUUCUUACGGGUAGAGUCGCCGUCAAUCUCAUCUGGUACGGACGAUUCAAGCCAUCCCAAAAAGCUGUCGUCGCAGACUUCAUCGCCGCCGUGCAAUCCCCGCCGUCCGAUCAGGCUCAGCCAUCCGCCGCCACGUGGUGGAGGACUGCCCAAAGUUACUACUACAACGGCCGCGGCGGCGCUUCCGUGUCCUUCUAUUUGGGAAAACAGGUUUCCGACGAGAAUUGUUCGCUGGGGAAGUCUCUCACCGCCCGGCAGCUGCGCCGCCUGGCGGUGACCCACGCCGGCGAUCGACCUAACUCCAUUAACGUCGUCCUCACCUCCUCCGACGUCGCCGUCGAGGGAUUCUGCUCCAGCCGGUGCGGGACGCACGGCGCAGUCUCCGGCGGCCGGAAAAAUAAGAAUCUUCAGAUUCCGUACAUCUGGGUCGGCAAUUCGGAGACUCAGUGCCCCGGCCAAUGCGCCUGGCCGUUCCACCGGCCGAUCUACGGCCCGCAGACUCCGCCGCUGGUGGCGCCAAACAACGACGUCGGCGUCGACGGCAUGGUCGUCACCUUGGCCGGACUUCUGGCCGGAACGGCGACGAACCCUUUCGGCGACGGGUAUUACCAGGGCCCACCGGAGGCGCCGUUGGAGGCUUCUUCGGCCUGCCCCGGGAUCUUCGGGAAGGGGGCCUACCCCGGCUACGCCGGAGAACUGCUGAAGGACCCCGCCACCGGCGGCAGCUACAAUGCGCACGGCGUUAAAGGGCGCCGGCAUUUGCUGCCGGCUCUGUACAACCCUACGACGAAGUCGUGUUUCACUUUGACGUAAAAUUUUUUGUUGUGUACUAUUGCCUGCAGAUGUAAAAUUUCCACAGAAAAUUGAUUAUUAUUAUUCUUUUCCAUUCAAUAGAAUUUGUUUUUUUAAUA
Messenger RNA from Andrographis paniculata, 1128 nucleotides. Its product is annotated as protein PHOSPHATE-INDUCED 1-like. The transcript has a single exon. Bases 89 to 1030 code for a protein of 313 amino acids. The record is from RefSeq and is a predicted model, not a curated record. Lineage: Eukaryota; Viridiplantae; Streptophyta; Magnoliopsida; Lamiales; Acanthaceae.